UGAGUGUGCAAAAAUUGUCUGCAGCCGUUUCGGUUAAAUAGGCUUGGUACGGACUAGAAGACCGUUGAUGAAUGAACAAUAAUCCUUUUUGCUUCUUUAUUGCACAGCUAUGGCCAUGUUUCAAGUUUCUAUGGUGACAGACAUUUUAAACAGUUUGAACAAUAGGGUUCGAGUGGCUCCAUAGCCUGUUUUUACAGUCUGGUUUCAACCACAGGAGCAACUGCAAGACUGAUAAGGAUUUUCAAAUGUUCCUGAAACUAUGGCUGCAAGUUCUAAAGCAACUGAUUUCUCACACAGUGAUUCUCUUCAAAGACAGGUGGACUUUGAGGGAAUGAUUUCAGAAGGCUUGGUAAAGAUCCCACAUGGACUAAUACAAGCUAAAUCUAGAGAUCAAGAUUUCCCUGGUGAAGACUCAAAUUAUGAAAUUAUUAAUCAUUUUUCUAAGUUCUCUAAAGGAUCUUGGGCUUAUCUAAAGAACCACAGGAGUAUGUAUAAUGAUUUAGACAAGCAAACAAUGGGAUUGAUGCAAGAUGUCUUAUCCAGAAGAGAAAUGAGAUAUAAUGAUAGUGGAAUCUAUACCUUAGGGCUUAAGGUCUUGACAGCAAUAUCAACACAUGCAAAUACUGAACAUUUAGACUUGGAAAACUUGGACCGGAGUGCUGGAAGAAUCUCCUAUUCACCACAGAGCUGUGCAAAUCCUUCAGAUGUAAAAAAUGCAGUGUCGGUUUCUUCAAGUGACAAGGGAUGCAACAUUAAAGGGACACCACCUGAAUUUAUUGGAGUUUUGAAAGAAAAGCUCCAACAAAAAGACAUGGAAAAUCAACAGAUUGGUCGAUUACUCCUCUUAAAACACCAUGAGCUGAUUGAAAUUUCAAAGCUAAGGGAAGUGGAGGCUCAGCUAAUGAAGGAAAAGCUGAAAUGUGAAGAACGGAAGCAUUUUGAGAUUACCAAGACAUGUAACCACAUUGUAGAGGAGUUGAGAGAGCAACUUAACAUGGCCAAAAGCAAAAAUGAACACUUUGUUGGGCAGCUCAGGGCAAUUCUGGAGAAAUAUGAACGACUUAAAUGUCAUGCUGAUGGCUUUAAGAAACAUCUCGCAGAAGAACGUACAUGGAGAAAGAGUCUUCAAAAAGCAUUAAAGAAGACGCAACAGAUGACUGACGAGUUAUUAAUGAAUAAGACUCUCUUGGAGGAACAGAGGGAUGCUGCAAAGCAAGAGUACUCUAAAGUCAUGAAGAACAUGAAGACAAUGGAGGAACAACACAACAAACUUGUAAAGGCUGUACAGAGACUUGAAAGUGAGAGAUCAUCUAUGAGAGGUGAGUCUAAGAAGCUUAAAAGUCAGUUAAGUAAUAAUCAGGAAGAGAACCAGAGGCUUAGUCAAGCACUUUAUUCUGAAGAGCUGGAAAAGAAACAAGCUGAAGAAAGGGUACAGGAAUCUCAAAAGCUGGUAAAACAAUUGUAUGAGAAACUUAAUGACUGUAAAAUGCAAAAAACAACCGCUGAGGAACAGCUGGCCACAAUGAAAAAUGAAUUAAAAUUAAUUCAUGACCAGUAUAAAGGGAAGACACUUCAGCUACAGGAGCAACACAAGUCCUAUAAAGAACAGUUAGAAGCUAAAGGAACAGAGUGUGAGGCUUUAAGUGAAGUCGUCUCCAAGUUGGAAAAAGACAAGCAUGUAAUUCAAGAGGAGCUGCAGUGCCUGCAAAAAGAAAAGGCAAAGUCUGAGUUUGAGAACAAAAGAAUGAGAGAGGCUGUGAGUCUGUUCGAGCAUGAGAGAAAGCUGCUUCUGGAUGAAAUGGGAGACUUGAGAAAGGAUUACUUUAGUCUCAGUGAUCGCAUCACACAGAGACUUGAACAAAUGGAAGAGACCGAUGUACCCAUGUGCAUCACAGACAUUUCAUCCAGUCAUCAAAUCGAAGCAUCCAAGACAAAUAACACAGCUUGGCAAAUCACACCAAAUAUGGACAUGAUCGAGCACAUAAGGAGGAAAUUGGAGGAAGAAGAAAACAUCCAGCAAAAGUGGUGUUCCAGAAACACCUAGUCUUUCAUUGUUUUUUGCAAGACACGUGCAUGUUUGUUUUGUUAAUAUGCAACAAAAUAGGUAAUUUGAAGGCAUACAUUUUUUUUUUUUUUUUUUGCUGCAUGUUUGUCACACUUUAAUGUUUCAGUUCAAGGCAAGA
Silurus meridionalis is the source of this 2183-nucleotide messenger RNA. It is a transcript of the gene cccdc110, whose product is annotated as intracellular protein transport protein USO1. NCBI's taxonomy places the organism in Eukaryota, Metazoa, Chordata, Actinopteri, Siluriformes, Siluridae. The coding region runs from base 260 to 2044 and encodes 594 amino acids. The record is from RefSeq and is a predicted model, not a curated record. The transcript has 3 exons.